AUGGAAGUCCCCCCAGGAACCAAGUUUGCUCAGAACUUUGUGCUUGAAGACAGGCUCGAGCUGCAGCAAGAACUCUUCUUGGUGGGGGGCCUGGGGAGUCCUUUUCUUCAGGACAGAAGUUUGGAGCACAUGGCUGUUGUGUACAAGGACAUUCCUCUUGGGGAACAAGGUGAGGAGUGUGACGAUUAUGGGGGCAAUUUCAGCCUGUGCUCUGGCCCUGUUCAGCAUCAGGGUUUGCCCCUGGCCACCAGACCCCAGGACGAUGAGCUGUUUGGCCCAGCCUUUCUCCAGAAGCCAGACCUCAAUGUGUGUGAGAUGGUCCAUGGUGGAAAGGACUCCAGUGAGUGUGAUGGGAAGAAAGCAAGAUGGGAGAGUGUGGUGCUUGAUGGCCCUCACGGAGCGGCACAGCCAGCCAAGCCCUACACCUGCCGGGAGUGCGGCAAGGCCUUCAGCCAGAGCUCACACCUGCUGAGACACCUGGUCAUCCACACCGGGGAGAAGCCGUACGAGUGCCGGGAGUGCAGCAAGGCCUUCAGCCAGAGCUCACACCUGCUGAGACACCAGAUCAUCCACACCGGGGAGAAGCCGUACGAGUGCCGGGAGUGUGGCAAGGCCUUCCGCCAGAGCUCCGCCCUCACGCAGCAUCAGAAGACCCACACUGGCAAGAGACCCUACGAGUGUGGGGCCUGCGGCAAAGAUUUCAGCCGGAGUGCAAGCCUCCGGAAGCAUGAGCGGGUUCACACUGGCGAGAAGCCGUACCAGUGCAAGGAGUGUGGGAAAGCCUUCAACCAGAGCUCGGGCCUGAGCCAGCACCGGAAAAUCCACACUCUGAAGAAGCCCCAUGAGUGUGAGCUUUGUGGGAAAGCCUUCUGCCACAGGUCCCACCUCAUCCGGCACCAGAGGAUCCACACGGGGAAGAAGCCCUACCAGUGUGAGGAGUGUGGAAAAGCCUUCAGCCAGAGCUCCAACCUCAUCGAGCACCGCAAGACCCACACUGGGGAGAAGCCCUACAAGUGCCACAAGUGUGGGAAAGCCUUCAGCCAGAGCUCCUCACUCAUUGAGCACCAGCGGAUCCACACGGGGGAGAAGCCCUACGAGUGCGGCCAGUGCGGGAAGGCCUUCUGCCACAGCUCAGCCCUCAUCCAGCACCAGCGGAUCCACACCGGGAAGAAGCCCUACACGUGCAAUGAGUGUGGGAAAGCCUUCCGGCACCGGUCGGCCCUCAUCGAGCACUAUAAGACCCACACCAGGGAGAAGCCCUAUGAGUGCAACACCUGCGGCAAGUCCUUCCGGGGCAGCUCUCACCUCAUCCGGCACCAGAAGAUCCACACCGGGGAGAAGCUGUAG
Orycteropus afer afer is the source of this 1347-nucleotide messenger RNA. It is a transcript of the gene ZNF70, whose product is annotated as zinc finger protein 70. The transcript has a single exon. Gene Ontology annotation, cellular component: nucleus. The record is from RefSeq and is a predicted model, not a curated record. NCBI's taxonomy places the organism in Eukaryota, Metazoa, Chordata, Mammalia, Tubulidentata, Orycteropodidae. Bases 1 to 1347 code for a protein of 448 amino acids.